AUGCUGGCUUGCAUCAAGCUGCAUCAAGGUCCACAGAAUGCCAUCUCGAAGCGCAAGAAGCGGAUCGUUGACUAUGCUAAAUGCAAGUCAGAUGAGAGAAGAGGCAUCAAGCCUGACAAGAAGACCAUCGAGCUGUCCGACCUCUACGUCGCGCUGAACGACCAGUUGAAGAUUGAGCUUCCAAGGCUUUACUCCUUGACGGCACAGCUGGUGCAGAAGUGCUUGCACUGCUUCCUGGAUGAACAAUUGGUCUGGCAGGAUACGUGGCAGAGGAAGCUGAAGCCGCUUUUGGAGGCCGCGGAUGUUCCAAGCAGUAUACAGCAGAUCGAGCCGGCUUUCAGCCCAGAUUAUGCUGAGGUCAAGAAGCGUUGCGCGGCGCUGUCCAUCUGCAACGGCGCUCUCGUACAGGAAGCUGCAAACCUCCUUUCGCCACAGACCACUCUUGUCGAUCCUGCUUCUGAAAGCUCGUCUCGGCACAGGCCCUCUACCUCCGAUCGAACGCUCUCCGCAACCAGUGAAACUUUCCGGGCCAAUAGCCGAAGACAAAGUGGCGGUCGACGACAUAGCGGCGUCUACCUCCCAGUCGUUCCCGCCCGGAGCUUCGACUCGCAGACCCUCGAGGCACGGAUGCGUUCUAGUUCUUCCGCCUCACAGUCGCAACGUCCCGCCUACCACCCCGGCUCAACUUCGUCCUCCAACCGGCCUUGGUCACAUUCAACCUCCAGCGCCCGUCGCCCGUCCACUGCGAAUCCACAAAACUCUCCCGAGCAAUCGUCCUUCUUCUCCAGUCUUACGCAAGAUCAGUCGCCACGAAGCACCAGCGACCGUCCAACCUCCGACGCAGCAUACUUUACCCCUCAACCUGGCGGCGGCCUCCCUGAAACCGCGCGCUUUUCAGGCCUCUUCCACUCCGCCUUGCCACCCGACGUGUCGGCCACAUCAACCAACGAGACGUCCACCCAACCACCAGCGCAACCCGAUGAGCUCAAAGUGAUGUUCGUCUGCGCCAGCCUGUUCGAGUUCAGCAUCGAGCAGACCAGACGGGAAGGCGGCUAUCCAUACUUGCAGUACGUGCAAGGCGAGGUGUUUGACGUCGUGGGACAGAAGGGAGAAUUAUGGUUGGCGCGUAACCAGGACGACGUGAACAGCACGUUGGGUUGGAUUUGGGAACAGCAUUUUAUUAUUGUUGGGCAGGAGGAGUAA
Zymoseptoria tritici IPO323 is the source of this 1203-nucleotide messenger RNA. RefSeq lists its product as uncharacterized. The transcript has a single exon. NCBI's taxonomy places the organism in Eukaryota, Fungi, Ascomycota, Dothideomycetes, Mycosphaerellales, Mycosphaerellaceae. The record is from RefSeq and is a predicted model, not a curated record. The coding region runs from base 1 to 1203 and encodes 400 amino acids.